Molecule: messenger RNA, 192 nt
Organism: Pestalotiopsis fici W106-1
Lineage: Eukaryota; Fungi; Ascomycota; Sordariomycetes; Amphisphaeriales; Sporocadaceae
Exons: 2
Coding region: 1-192 (63 amino acids)
Biological process (GO): mitochondrial respiratory chain complex I assembly
Cellular component (GO): mitochondrion
Source: RefSeq, a predicted model, not a curated record
AUGCCUUCCCGGACACGGCCCAUCCAAAAGUUUGCUGCUGCGGUCUCGCAAUGCUCUGCUGAGGCUUCCGUCUACGGCAAAUGUAUUGUCGCUGAUUAUAAUUCUGUCCACAAGGACAAAUGCGUUAAGGAGUUUAUGCAACUCAAGAAUUGCUAUCUGGUAACGAAUUUACCCUUCAAUCCAACAUCCUAG